Ostertagia ostertagi is the source of this 882-nucleotide messenger RNA. The record is from the annotation of a GenBank genome assembly. NCBI's taxonomy places the organism in Eukaryota, Metazoa, Nematoda, Chromadorea, Rhabditida, Trichostrongylidae.
UUGUCACAAUUGAGUAGGAACAAGUUGCCGGCAAGUGUAUACAAUGUAACCAAACGGGGUGCCGACAAUGAGAACGGCGAGACCAGGGAGCAGAAAGUCAACAUGGAUUUUCUUAGUAGUACUUCCAUACUACAGCUCUCACAGUCAUCAUCAAUCGAUGAGGUGCCAGCACAAUCAACAACGGAACCUCAAAGUUUAGAGAACAUCGAGAGACCAUCAUUAUCCUACAAAGACCUGAUCAUUGAGGCCAUUGAAAGCAGUCCUGAUAAACGUCUCAAGCUCAAUGAAAUAUAUCAGCCAAUGGCUAAAUUUGCCCCGCUUAGCCUUUUAGCGCUAUACAAAGAACAUCUCUGCUCGGCACACAUAGGAAAUACGGGGACGGGACAUUUCUGGACGGUCGUACCAGAACUCAGCGAUAAACAAACAUUGCGCCGACGUAAUCGAAGCACGAACCGGGGUGGAAACCGGUUGAAGACGACUGAAUCGCUUCAAGAUACGACUGUAAUGCGAGAAGAACUCACGUCCUCAGGAAGUGGUGGACACAUCACCAAGUCCACUACAACCAUCGAUAAGUCCUUCGUUGGAUCUACCGAAACCAACCGCAAGUCUUCUAAGCUCACUCCAGCAGCAGUUAGUGGAGUUGGCCCAGGGAGGUCUUUCCUCUCGAACGCUGGGCCUAAAUCCACUCCUAGUUCUAAGUCAAAUCUCGAGUCAAUCGCCGGACUCGAUUGUCACUUCGUCAAUUUCAACUCCGACGCCAACAAGAUCCAUUUCACCGGUCAAACAAGAAACACCAUAUUUUCUGUGAACGUGACCAAAAUUAUGUACUACGUGUUGGGCAUGAGGACCUUCAAACGUCAUGAAUUCGAUCGUUUGAACUAG